AUGCCCGGCAGCCGGAGACCCCUAAGCCUGCGCUCAAAGUGGGUCCAAGAUUUUGUGUUUUAUCUGGUGUGCGACAGCCAAAACUCAGGGCUGGGAAGUUGCUCCUACAGCCCCCUCCACAAGAGUAUGGCCACAUUCAUGGAUGGGAAUCUGUACACAGGCAUAUACGUGAACUUCAUCGGCAGUGACCCUGCCAUCUUCCGCGCCACGGAGCACCUCCCGACCCUCCGCUCUGACCGGUACAACAGCUUCUGGCUCAACGCUCCCGAGUUCCUGAAGGCCUUCAAGAUCUCAGACAGCAUCAACCGCAAUGAUGACAAACUCUACUUCUUCUUCCGGGAGAAAGCAAUCCGAGGCUUACCAGAACCGACCGUACUUGCUCUUGUCGGUCGCGUUUGCUUGAAUGACAUCGGAGGGCGGUACCCGCUGAUAAACAAAUGGACGACGUUCCGGAAGGGCCGGCUACUGUGUUUUGUGACCGAGAAGGAUGGCAGGAAGACCUUUGUCAGCCAACUCCAGGAUGUCUUCAUCCAUCCUGUCGAUGACAAGAGAGACCCUCUAAUCUAUGGCAUCUUCACCACCCCUAGGUACAGCCUGAGGCUGCUCCCCUCAGAAGGACCCUCCGCCACAGACUCCCGCUCAGUUCUCCCUAGCCUGUCCUCCUGUCCCUAUUGAGUCACCAAAGCGUGUCACCUGAGAAGCAGGUGACACACCUGAGAAGCACCUGAGAAGUAGUGGCUCAGUAGAAAGAGCCCAGGCUUUGGAGCCAGAGGUCACGGGUUCAAAUUCCAGCUCCGCC
Messenger RNA from Tachyglossus aculeatus (Australian echidna), 799 nucleotides. Its product is annotated as semaphorin-3F-like. NCBI's taxonomy places the organism in Eukaryota, Metazoa, Chordata, Mammalia, Monotremata, Tachyglossidae. The coding region runs from base 1 to 675 and encodes 224 amino acids. Gene Ontology annotation, biological process: positive regulation of cell migration; negative regulation of axon extension involved in axon guidance; neural crest cell migration. Gene Ontology annotation, molecular function: semaphorin receptor binding; chemorepellent activity. The transcript has 6 exons. The record is from RefSeq and is a predicted model, not a curated record.